Messenger RNA from Lineus longissimus, 1978 nucleotides. Its product is annotated as transmembrane protein 209-like. The coding region runs from base 77 to 1759 and encodes 560 amino acids. The record is from RefSeq and is a predicted model, not a curated record. The transcript is spliced from 16 exons. Gene Ontology annotation, cellular component: membrane. NCBI's taxonomy places the organism in Eukaryota, Metazoa, Nemertea, Pilidiophora, Heteronemertea, Lineidae.
AAGUACUUCCGGUUUUGAAAUUUCCUGCCUGGCUGAAUGUAAAUGGAAUGAAAGCUUGUUUACUUGCAAAAUUAAGAUGAGUAACCUGGGUCCCAGGGCCAGUCCUGUGUUGGACCGAACGUUUAGGAGGAGGACGCUUUAUGCCCAAUCACGGUCUGCACUCUGGUGGGCGGCCAUCAACAUCUUGUUGGCAAUCCUAGCUUAUCUUGAAGUAUUCUUCCAAAGAGCAACCACCCACUUCCAUCUCAGUCAUCCAGUUUUCUGGUACACAGCAUGUGUUUUGGCUGCCAUAUUUACCCUGAACAUCAUUGUGGAUCUCUUGCGAUAUCUUGCUCCAGUUUUAAUAUCAUCGCCAAUAGAGGUCAGCGCAAAGCAGAAGAAACUGCUUGGAAUCAAGGAUGUAGAUAUUGGUUUCAAAACUUUAACAUCUGCAAGCCCUAGUAGACUGAACGAGAGCGCACCACAGACCCCCCUCUACUCCCCCUCCUCGCUCUAUUCCAACCAGUCGAUGCAUUCCAGUCUCUCGUGCUCGCCGGGUCAAGGGCACUCGCCCAACUCAUCACUAUCGUACAUCCAGUCGCCGUCAUAUCACAGUCGGUCUCAGUCUCUUUUGAAUCAGACUCAGAGUCCGGCCUUCUCAUCAUUUAGUCAGACCGGUGUGAGUAGCCCUGGCACACCCUAUGCCUCACCGCUCUUCAGAGAUUCCAUGGAUGGCAGUGGUCUGAGAUCAAGACUCCGAGUCCCUUCUCCGAAGAGCUCACCAUUGGAUAAUAGUGACUGUGUGACAGACCUUGGGACGUUGAAUCAGUUCUUGAAAGAACAAGAAGAGAAGGAAUACAAGAAUCAGAUCGGUAGUGCCGACAUGUCACAAUCGGGGAGCCCAUCAUUCUGGGCCUACAAUCGCUCUGUCACCGAUUACACGUCUGGGUUGAGGAAUUACCAAUAUCAGAUAGCGUGUCGAACGCCUCAGUCCAUCUCCUCCAGGAAUGACGAUGAUCCUGAUGACCCGGCGACAUACCAUGCUGAUGAAGUGUGGCUGAAAGCUGGAGUUCACCCAGACGACUUGGAACUCUGGAUAGAACAUCUUAGGAAGUGGUUGAGUCAGACGAUUGUCCAUCGCCUAGCCAAGGAGAUUAUCCGCGUCAAUGCCCACCUGAGGAAGCUGGGAUGUGAGGACAUGGAGAUUGGGGAGGUGAGCAUCGCGACGUUGAAGCAGAUAGCUGUUACCAAAAGUCAGCACCUUCCCACAUUGAACAGCAUCAUCCCAUAUCUGGACCUUGGAUCGAAUCAGGAAUAUCUUGUUGCUAGAAUCAAAGAGCUUGGUAAAGGAGGAUGUAUGAGUGACUUCAACUGGAAUGGUGGCAUGGACUAUAAGGGCAAACAGUGGGCUGAACAUUUGCCCACUGAUGCUGCAAUUGUGAUGCAUGCCUUCUGUACCUACCUCGAUUCUCGGUUGCCCCCUCAUCCCAAGUAUCCUGAUGGGAAGACGUUCACCAGUCAACAUUUCCUUAAAGCUCCUGAUAAACCUAAUAUUAAGAAGAAGGACAACAUGUUGAUUUUCCAAUCCAAGGUGAACCCACCACAUUAUAAAUGUGUCAUAACAGAUGACAUCUGGGAUCUACAAAAGGGGAGAAACAAUAUGUUCCAAGCAAUAUUGCUUUUCUUACAUCAUGUCAAGAAGGACCAUGGCAUGCUCGGACGAGUCAACUUGGGGCUUUCUGGAAUCAAUAUACUAUGGGUGCUGGAGAAGAAAUACUGAAGUGAGGAAGACAUCGGAAUCGUGCAUUUAAUGAAGAGACAAAAUUGAGACUAUUCUGAUGCGCAGAAACAGGCAUAAUCAUGUGUGAAGUUUGUGUAUUUGCUUGCAUAGGAAAACACUUGAUGUGAAGAUCAACAGCUACAAUCGAUGUCCUCUGAAUAAUUUUUGGUAUAGAUAGAAGCCUUUCUAAACUGCCUUUUAUUUUGUAAUAAAUGUAUU